Molecule: messenger RNA, 1566 nt
Organism: Benincasa hispida (wax gourd)
Lineage: Eukaryota; Viridiplantae; Streptophyta; Magnoliopsida; Cucurbitales; Cucurbitaceae
Source: RefSeq, a predicted model, not a curated record
AUGGACGUUGUGGAAUUCUUGUGUUAUAUGCACGGAAACAUUGUUAAUGGGCCAAGCGGGAUAGAAUAUGAUAGGCAACCAUCUCUUCGUAUAAACAUGCAUCGUCAAGAUGACUUCAACACAUUAAUCGAUGGAUUUUAUGAUGCAUAUUCCAUAAAUAGAGAUGAUGUGGUAGAGGUAAUAUUUAGAUAUGGUAGUUAUGUAGCGAGAUCUACUUUCCAUAUCCCCAUCUCAUUACGAAGUGAUAUUGAUGUACAGUUCAUGAUGAGCAACGCUCCAUACCCUCCAAAUAGGGUUGAAUUGUAUAUAUCCCAACCCAGUGUCCCAAGUCCAACAUCAACGAGAGAAGAAGUUGAAACUGUUGAGUUGGAAAGUCAUGUUGUGGAGGAUGAACAUUAUGAUCCAACUAUUGCUACAAAUGACGAAGAAGUUAAAAUGGACGAUGAUGAUAUCGAUCUAGAUCAACUAUCUAGUCAAUUUUAUGGCGUACAUGAAGUCCCCGAAACAUUUACUGAGAUAGACUUGAACGAGAUGACCACUGAACCCGAUUCGACAACGGGAGAAGAUAGUAAUAUGGGGUCUGAUUCACUGCUUAAGGGGAUGAUAUUCAAUUCCAAAUUGGAUUUAAAAAAUGUAGUGGAAAACUAUUCAAUCAUUCGACAUCAAAAUUUUGAAGUCAUUGAGUUGAAGAAAACAACAUGGGAUGUCAGACUAAGUCAGGAUCACAAUCGAUUGAACUCAGAUCUAAUUGCAUCUGAGGUAAGCAGCAUAGUGAAAAAAAAACUGUCAGUUGACAUCAAAACAUUACAAGAUAUUAUCUUGAACAGUAUGGUUAUACCAUCAGUUAUUGGAAAAGUGUGGGACAGAAGAAGAAAUGCAAUUGCGAACAUAUUCGGAGAUUGGAUCGAAUCGUACAAUUUGCUACCCAAAUGGAUGAAUAUCUUACAAAUCACAAACCCCAGUACAGUCGUCCAUUGGAGGCUAAAUAAGGUGGAUUGUGAUGAAAGGAUUGUAAUGUUCACUAGUGUGUUUUGGUCGUUUGGACCUAUUAUUGAGGGUUUCAAGCAUUGCAGGCCACUACUUCAAAUUGACGGAACCUAUUUGUAUGGGAAGUAUGAAGGAACAUUGUUAAUAGCUACCUCAAUUGAUGCAAAUGGUCACAUUUAUCCGGUUGCAUACGCCAUUGUACUGGAGGAAAGUGCUAACUCGUGGGUUUGGUUUUUGAGAAAUUUAUGGGAUUAUGUGGUGCAUAGAAGGGAAGGAAUGUGUCUAAUUUCAAAUAGACACAAAGGCAUUAUAUCUGCAGUCAGAAACCCUAACAACGAUUGGGUUGGAUUACACCAAAGAUUCUACUUGCAACAUGUGGCGAGUAAUUUUAACGACAAGUAUAAAAAUAGUUUAUUGAAGAGUUUCUUGUAUAGUGAAGGAUCAAAAUUUCAAGUUCGAAAGUUUAAUGGCUAUAUGGCCGAACUUCAAAUAGCAAACCCUAAUUGCUUACGAUAUUUUUCUUCCAUAGAUCCUAAGCAGUGGACACAGACACAUGAUGGUGGUCAUCAUUAUGGAUAG